Paramacrobiotus metropolitanus is the source of this 1772-nucleotide messenger RNA. RefSeq lists its product as uncharacterized. Bases 1134 to 1772 code for a protein of 212 amino acids. The transcript has 3 exons. Lineage: Eukaryota; Metazoa; Tardigrada; Eutardigrada; Parachela; Macrobiotidae. The record is from RefSeq and is a predicted model, not a curated record.
GUCUGCAUCGCAUCCAGAAACUGAUUCUUUUAUCUAAUGUUACUUUUUGCAGUAGUCUUAUUAGCUGAUAAACUUGAGAAUGCACCUUUACGGUGAACAGAAUUUCCAGUUUUAUCCCGUGCACCGCUGGAAUUCGGUGGAUGUGCUGACGGAGAGCGGACUCUUCCAGCACGGCGAAGUGAUCGACGUGGCCGAGAAGGGCCUGAUCGUGGAUUUCCACUGCAGCGACCAACGGUCGCAGUUCGUCCGCUACGACAAAAUUUUUAACGCUUCCGUCGUCUUCGGUUCCGCGGCUUCCCAAAACUGGCUCUGCGAACUGCAGUGGAAUUACGCACUGUCGGAGAAUGCCAUGGUGGAAGUGCUGUGGCGCUCGCAACCGGGUGCUGCCUGGAUGUGGUACCCUGCGCGGCUCCUGCAUCGUGCUUUCUUCUUUCCCUUUCACGAUAUUGGCCUCGCGUAUGGCGAAGUGGAGUUGGAUGGUCGACGUCAAACGGAACUGUUCUCCGCCGACCAAGUGCGUUUCCCGCCAUCGAAGGAAGAUUUGGCUCAACGAGCGCUGAAAGAAGGCUCCUUUGCUUCGCGAGAGCAGCGUUUGCCUAACAAUUUUUGGUCGGACACCACGUCUCUGUCAUGUAAUCACUUUCGCGAAUACCUUCAGUUUUUCGGCAACGAAGUUCGUGUUGUAUCGAUGCUGAGCGAAACACUGAAGUAUGUGCAGCGAACAGCCGCGAAGCCCCUGACAGAGAAGGAUGUGGCAACUAAGUACGAGUCAAGCCGAAAGGCGUUUGCACAGCUUCAACGGCUGCAAAAUCAAAAGCAGGAUGUUCCAGUGCAAACGCCGUUUAACGCGAUCGAGACACCGGCAAAGCGCAAGCAUCCUGAUGACGAUGCACAGCCGGAGGUGGAACGUCUCUUACCAAGUGCACCGCAUCUCCUGCGCGAGAUCUUCCAGUCCAUGGACAGUGUCGGCCGAGUGAAACUGCGUCGCGUCUGUCCGCUGUGGAAUUGACCUCUUGAGCGACGCGGAUAGCGGGAAAACAGUCCGGAUAUCCUUCUCCACGAACCCGUUUUUCCCACUGGUAGGGGAGAAUUUCAUUUAUGUGUACGGCGGCGUGGCUGGUCUCAUCAAGUGCAUGAACAGUUCCACGCAGCGCUUGAUUAUCGAGUGUGUCCACGGGGAGAAUUUGGACGGUGCGCUGGUGGCGAUGAAGUGGAUGCUGCGUGACAAACACCUCAAACAGCUCAUCUUCCAUAGCGUGGAACUCGUGUGGGACGAUCGUUUCGUGGAGCAGUACGUCAGCAGCGGCGAUGUGGAGGUUGCGGAGGUGGAGGGUGAUGGCAACACACUGGUGCGACGCCUGGCCCAGCACUUCAACAAUCUGGCGCCCAGGUGCGACGAAAUCCGACUGCGCCGAUGUGAUAUUAACUGCCUGGAGCAGAUGACCGUGGUUGUUGCGCAUGCGACAAUGAAGCCGGGGGCCACGGAUAUCGAAGCGCAAUUCUGGGAUCUGUACGAGUCCAGUCUGUCUCGUAAGGAAGUGAAUCUGGAAGAAACGGCGGACUGGAUUCGCACAGGAUCGGAAGCGCUUCGCACGAUGAUUGCGAAGUACCUCAAUGAAUGGCAAAGCAGCGAUCCGCGCUUAACUACGCAGUAUCGCGAUCACGAGUGGACGGUGGAGAAUCUGAAAGAUCUGGAUGUCUCCAAGCUGACCAUCCUCACUCUGCGCGCCCUGAAGGAAGUCCUUCCCGAAGAUAUGAUGGAAGAUGUGUAA